This is a messenger RNA of Fusarium pseudograminearum CS3096, 1791 nucleotides long. RefSeq lists its product as uncharacterized. Gene Ontology annotation, cellular component: cytosol; plasma membrane; cytoplasm. The record is from RefSeq and is a predicted model, not a curated record. Gene Ontology annotation, biological process: ubiquitin-dependent endocytosis. Gene Ontology annotation, molecular function: ubiquitin protein ligase binding; protein-macromolecule adaptor activity. Lineage: Eukaryota; Fungi; Ascomycota; Sordariomycetes; Hypocreales; Nectriaceae. The coding region runs from base 1 to 1791 and encodes 596 amino acids. The transcript is spliced from 4 exons.
AUGCCGUCUUUUAAACCUUUCGCCUCGGUGACGGGGCGAAACUCUUAUAGUCUUUUUGACAUUCGCUUGGACAGCGAUUUUAUCGUUUUCCGUGGAAGCGAUCAUGAAUCUUCUGGACAAAUUCUGAAAGGCACAUUAGUUUUGUGUCUUCAGUCAUCGCUCAAGAUUGAAGAUGUCCGACUGAGACUCGUCGGAACUCUACGUCAUGUCUGGGCUGAUCCCCGAGGAACCGCUCCCGGCGUUUCGGGACAAAAAGUUGACAAGACGACGACGAUCCUCGAGCACCGAUGGGCACCUUUCAUUGGCACACACGGCAGAAGCAUGACUCUCCCCGCAGGCAACUACGAAUGGCCUUUCGAGUACAUGCUGCCGGGCAACAUGGCUGAAAGUGUCGAGGGAAUCCCCGAGGCAUCUAUUACUUACAGACUGAGAGCGACUGUCGGACGUGGAAAGUUGGCAUACGAUCUACACGCAAACAAGCACCUUCGAAUAAUCCGAACACUAGAGCCAGGUGCUUUGGAAUUCCUACACGCCAUGAGCGUAGAGAACAUCUGGCCCAACAAGGUCGAUUACUCAAUUAUUAUUCCUCAAAAGGCUGUGGUGUUUGGAGGGUUGGUCACGAUGGAGAUGCGAUUUACACCCCUUCUCAAAGGUCUCGAGUUAGGAGAUAUCACAGCAAGAUUGAUGGAGGUCCGUGAAUGCUACGUUCAAGCAUCCUCUUCCGGUCACGGCACAAGAGAGCACCGAACAGAACGCGAGGUGGCACUGUGGAAGUUUGCAGCAUCGAGGGAAGAGCAUUGGCAAGACAUGAUCGAGGACACUGGCCAAGAAGGCUGGGCGUUGACCAAGAAGCUUAACCUUCCCAAGAGAUUGCGCCAGUGCAUUCAAGACUUGAACCAUCAUGGCAUCAAGGUCCGACACAAGAUCAAGCUGACCGUUGCUCUCUGCAACCCUGACGGCCAUAUCUCUGAGCUUCGAGCAACACUACCAGUAUCCAUCUUUAUCUCCCCUAACAUGCCCCUCGAUGAGGAAGGCAACCUUGUUGACCAGUCACCUACCACACCCAACAACGAGCGAGAACUUUCCACAAUAGCCCCUCCCGGAUAUGGCGAGCACGUCCUCGACCAGCUAUACGAAAAUGUUGAUGUUAGCGGUUUCCAGACGCCUGGAUUCCAAUCAGGUGUCAGUAGUCCUUUCUACGCACAGUCACGAGCUGGCUCGAAUGAAAAUCUUGCAGCACUUGCACACAGUCGACCUGUUGCACCGGCAGCACUUUCAUCCCGACUGGCCAAUGUCUCACUAGACCCCUCUCAGCGAACAUCUUCCUACACAUCAUUGCAUUCAGCAGGUUCACCAGGGUUCAUGUCCCCCACAUCAGCACCCCAGUACCAAGCUCCGCGAUCGGAGCCCGUAACUGCGGCGCUCACCAGGACGAACAGCUCUGAAGAUUCAUCACGGAACUCGGCGGAACAUGUUGAUCUCGACGCCACCGAUUUGGCCGAGUUGAGCAAGGUGCCCAGUUACCAGACAGCUGUUAAGACCCCAGCCCGCUCGCGUGCUGGUACUGGUGAUUUGCUUCUACCCGAUUAUCAAACAGCGCUCAGCGCUCCCCGAACACCGCCUGCUACUGACCUUGCACCGGACCCUCUGGGCACAAUCUCGGAGGAUCAGGAUGGCGAGGAUCACACUCAACAUAUCUCACGCCCGGCCAGCUGGAUCGCCGGUGGCCGUGCUUAUACUGAUGAUCUUGCAUCAUAUCGAAGGUCACAGAACCGCAACCAGGUUUUCUAA